GGGAGGCCGCGGGAGGAGGCGCGAGGGCGGGCGGCCGGGCUGAGCCCCAGGCGCGUCAGGUGCGGGGGCCCGCGGUGGGGCCCCGAGCGUGUUCACAGAUGCCCGCGGGCUUGGGGCUCCUCUCCGCCGGCCUGUGGGGCAGGAGUGACCGUAGGGGGCGCGCAGAUUGGCAUUAUCUCCCGGGAAAAGUUACCGAUGCAGUCAUUAUUAGAAAAGGGCCUACUGUAGUAGACAAAUUUUCCCUUUUUAAAAGUGGAGUUUUAGGUCUUAAAAAGACGCCUUAAAAAUUAUCCUAACGCUGGCAUUUCAUGGUCCAGGGACACAGUGGAAUUGCGUGUACAGCACUAAGAGUAGAGCCUUGGUCUUCUGUUCCAAAUCCAGGGAUUUCCCUUAUCGCAAGAGAUAAUGCCGUUCAUGUUUCAGGGCUUACUUUUCCCCCUCUGUUGAAUUCAUAAAAAUGCUCGUAAUCUGUAUGUAUUUUAUUUUGUAGGAAGAAGAAAUUGACUAAACGAAUAGCAUGAAGUCAAAUAGAAUCCCACCUUUUAUUAUUUCAAGUCAAGGAAGUAAAAGUAAACCAUUGCUAUUUUCCCAGUGAUAUCCUGUGCUUUAUUGCUCCAAACGCCCAGUUUUUCUAAUACUCAUGUCAGAAGGGAAAUCGCCUGCAAGAAAAAGACCUCGUAGAAGUUUAUCAAUUAGCAAAAGUAAAAAAAAUGAAUCUAAUUCUAUUAUUUCGUUUUUUAACAAUGUACCACCUGCUAAACUUGCCUGCCCCAUUUGUAAUAAAAUGGUGCCAAGAUACGACUUAAACCGGCACCUUGAUGAAAUGUGUGCUAACAGUGACAGCACCGAGCACGGUGGCUUAAGGAAUUCAAAUGUGUCCACAGUAGAUUUAACCUUACAAGAUGCAACACCAGAGAAGCCAUCACCAUCAAAGACAAAUUUAACCCUGGGUCAAAGUGAUUUAGCAAAAACCGGCUUAAGACAGCAGACAAGUCCCUACUUUAAAAGGAAUGGUGACUUGGUGUGCAAAAAUGAAGAUGAGCUGAAGCAUCACACUGUGAAAGUCAUUCCUUUGGGAAGCCUGUCAUCUAAAUUGUCCAGAAGAUACAUAAAGACAAAAAGAUCAAUAGAUAAGAAUGAGGAAUUUGCCAAUCAGAGUCCAAAGAGUUCCUCAUCCACAGUGGUUAGGAACCUGGUUGAUAACUGUUCAGACACUGAGGACAAGGAUGAGAUUUUGGAGAACAGUUCUCAAAAGGAGAAUGCAUUUGCCUGCCGUUCUCCUAAGGAACGGAGUACUCCUGAGCAUCCUGUAGAAGGCAAUCAAAUAUUGGAAGCUGAAAGCCAGAAGUCUGCCCAGGAAUGUGGGAGAUCAGCCCUCACCCCUGCCUUCCCAGAUAAUGCUGUGGGAUUAUUUCCACCUGAUUUAACUUUGGGGAAUAAAUUAAAGUCUAAUUCAGAGGACAGUCUUACAAAGCAGGGGAGUAUCAGAAGAGAUGGUAAGGCUGUUGAAAAUUGUAAGGCCGGUAGUUGUGAAGAAGUGAAGAUGACUAUUGAUUCUGAAGCUAAAACACAGUUGGCCAGUUGGGAGGCAAAAUCCCCUAGCUCUCCGCAUGAUGCUUCGAAAUGGAGUAACGUCCAAGAACUUGCUCUGGAAGGUGACAGUGACUUAAAGGAUGAAAUCACUUGCAGGAUUCCUUUGGAGCAGAGGUUAAGCUAUGAUGUUCCUAGUAAAAUCCUACCACCACCGAGUCAUCCCUAUUACCUUCGGAGUUUCCUCGUGGUGCUGAGAGCUGUGUUUGAGAACGAAGAUGAUAGAAUGCUCUUUGAUGAACAUGAGAAGGGAAUUGUAACUACGUUUUAUCAGUUAUCAGCCAGUGGUCAGAAGUUAUAUGUGAGGCUUUUUCAACGUAAAUUCAACUGGAUUAAGAUGAAUAAAUUGGAAUAUGAAGAGAUUGCCCCUGACCUAACACCUGUGAUUGGAGAAUUGAAGCAAGCAGGCUUUCUGCAGACAGAAUCUGAGCUGCAGGAACUCUCUGACGUGCUUGAACUACUUUCUGCUCCUGAACUGAAAACUCUGGCAAAGACCUUCCACUUGGUGAAUCCCAAUGGACAGAAACAGCAACUGAUGGACAGCUUUCUCAAACUGGCUAAACAGCCUUCGGUCUGCACAUGGGGCAAGAAUCAGCCUGGAGUUGGUGCAGUGAUUUUAAAAAGAGCUAAAGACUUGGCAGGACAGUCACUGAGAAUCUGUAAAGGCCCCCGGGCUGUGUUCUCCCGGAUCCUGCUGCUGUUUUCAUUGACUGACUCACUGGAAGAUGAGGAAGCUGCCUGUGGUGGUCAGGGACAGCUUUCUACCGUGCUGUUGGUGAAUCUCGGCCGAAUGGAGUUUCCGAGGUACACUGUCAAUCGGAGAACCCAAAUCUUCCGAGACAGAGAAGAUCUCAUCAGAUACGCGGCCGCUGCACACAUGCUGAGUGACAUUUCCACUGCAAUGGCUAAUGGGAACUGGCAAGAAGCUAAAGAGCUGUCUCAAGGUGCAAAAAGGGAUUGGAACAAACUGAAAAGCCACCCUUCCCUAAGAUACCAUGAGAAUUUACCACUUUUUCUGCGGUGCUUUACUGUUGGGUGGAUUUAUACGAGAAUUUUGUCUCGGACAGUUGAAAUACUGCAGAGACUUCACAUGUAUGAGGAAGCAGUCAAGGAACUUGAAAACCUUUUGUCCCAGAAGGUAUAUUGCCUGGACAGUAGAGGCCGAUGGUGGGACAGACUGGCUCUCAACCUGCACCAGCACUUAAAGCGCCUUGAACCGGCUAUUAAGUGCAUCGCAGAAGGGAUGGCGGAUCCAGAAGUAAGAACAGGACAUCGUCUUUCACUUUAUCAGAGAGCCAUGCGCCUGAGAGAGUCUCCAAGCUGUCGAAAGUACAGGCACCUCUUUCAUCAGCUCCCAGAAAUAGCUGUGGAAGACGUUAACCAUGUGACCAUCACGGGCCGGCUGUGCCCCCAGCGUGGGAUGGGCAAGUCUGUGUUUGUGCUGGAGGCCGGGGGAGCCGCCACCCCCACCACAGUCCUGUGCUCCGUGGAGGAGGUGGCACUGGCCCAUUACAGACGCAGUGGCUUCGACCAGGGCAUUCCCACUGGACUUGUGUACAGACAGCUUCUUUGCAAGCAGGGGGCCAGCCAUCGAGGCCAGGCUGCAGCUGAUCCACAGUGCCCCUGCGGAGAGCCUGCGAGCCUGGGUGGCGGCUGCGUGGCAGGCCCAGGAAGGGCGAGUGGCUUCCAUUGUCAGCUGGGAUCGCUUUGCUUCUCUCCAGCAAGCUCAGGAUCUUGUUUCCUGCUUGGGGGGCCCUGUCCUCAGUGGUGUGUGCAGGCGCCUGGCUGUGGACUUCCGGCACUGUCGAGGGGGCCUCCCCGACCUGGUGGUGUGGAACUCCCAGAAUCAUCACUUUAAGCUGGUAGAAGUUAAAGGCCCCAAUGAUCGUCUUUCACAUAAGCAAAUGAUCUGGUUGGAUGAACUGCGGAAGUUGGGGGCUGAAGUAGAAGUCUGCCAUGUGGUUGCAGUUGGAGCUAAGAGCAAAGGCCUUAACUAAGAGCUGUGGAACUGAGAGUAUCAGGUUAUACAUGGAUGUAAGACUUUCAAAAGCAUAAAGCACUAUUAUGUUUAAUUUUAUGUCAGUAAUAAACCUGGCAGCUUAAUGA
Manis pentadactyla (Chinese pangolin) is the source of this 3696-nucleotide messenger RNA. RefSeq names its product FANCD2 and FANCI associated nuclease 1 (gene FAN1). Bases 641 to 3448 code for a protein of 935 amino acids. NCBI's taxonomy places the organism in Eukaryota, Metazoa, Chordata, Mammalia, Pholidota, Manidae. Gene Ontology annotation, biological process: interstrand cross-link repair. Gene Ontology annotation, molecular function: 5'-3' exonuclease activity; 5'-flap endonuclease activity; flap-structured DNA binding. The record is from RefSeq and is a predicted model, not a curated record. The transcript has 12 exons. Gene Ontology annotation, cellular component: nucleus.